GCAUCGACCGACGACAUGCCUAUCAUACCUGGUAAACAAAACCUAACUGCGAGCGACGAGCACAGAUCAAAAGCGUUCGAUCUCUCAACGCGAUCGUUUCGGUGGGAGUUUCGGGGUGCCUGGGUGCUGCUGGGAAAAAGUUGGUUCUUACCUGGUCUGAACGAUUGUGUGCCGUGCUGGUGAAUGGAUAGUGAACUUGAUUUGAAUUAGUGGCUAGAACUGCUGUAGUGGCUUGAGGGGUACAUUUGCGAAAAAUAGAGCAACGGGUCUGAACAGCGAAAGGUGAAGUGCACAACGAUGAGGUCAAACCUAGAACCGAUCGUUACGUUUUGCUUGCUCGCAGCAGCAAUUGUGGCGAUGGUGUCCACGGUCGAUGCGGUUAAGCUGAAAGAAAAGUUCAAAUGGCGUGAAGUGGAGUACGAUUGGCCCUCACAGGAAGCGAAACAGGAAGCAAUGAGCUCUGGGAAAUAUGUCGCUGCAAACAACCUGCCGCUUGGAUUGGAACGAUGGCGAGACAAAUUGUUCAUCACGGUACCAAGAUGGAAAUCCGGAGUUGCGGCUUCAUUGACCUUUGUCAACAUAUCGGACGGCGUGUCACCUUUACUGCAUCCGUACCCAAGCUGGGAAGCUAAUCAAUUACCCCAGUCAAAGGAUGAUGGAAAGAAUGAUGGAGAUUCGUCAAAGAUGCUGAAAGACAAUGGCACUAUCAUCUCCACCUUCCGAGUAAGAGCGGAUGAAUGCGAUCGCCUCUGGGUCAUGGAUACUGGUCUUGCGGACAUUCUUGGUGACGCAACUUCGUAUGCAACUCCAUCGCUCGCUAUCUUUGACCUUUAUACCGACAAGCUCAUUCGAAGACACUAUUUCCCCGAAUCACUGCUGAAAGAAGACUCCUUUUUCGCCAAUGUGAUUAUCGAUGCCGAACGAGGAGAUUGCGAUAAUGCCUACGCCUAUGUGCCAGACUUGGGAGGCUAUCAAGUGGUAGUCUAUUCUUUCAAAGAGGAUAAAUCUUGGCGCGUUAAGCAUAACUUCUUCCACUUUGAUCCACUAUCUGGAGACUACAAUAUUGGAGGCGUCAACUUCCAAUGGACCGAUGGAGUAUUUGGAAUGGCUGUAGGAAAACGACUCCGUGAUGGAUCUAGACCGGUUUACUUCCACGCCUUCUCAAGCACGAAAGAAUUCAUGGUAUCGAAUCGAAUUCUGCAAAACGAAACUUAUUCGCAAAGUCCGGAAUCUUACUACGACUACAAGCUGAUGGGUGAUCGUGGACCAAACUCACAAUCAUCUGCUGAGUUCUACGAUGCAGAAACCGGAAUCAUUUUCUACACGCAGGUGAACAAAGAUGGAGUAGGUUGUUGGAAUACGGCAAAGCCCUUAACUCCGGAUACGCAAGGUCUGGUUGACUCGGACAGCGAUGCACUGGUGUUUCCGAAUGAUCUGAAGGUCGACACAGAAGGCAAUUUGUGGGUGCUUUCCGAUCGCCUUCCCAUGUUCAUCUUUACGUCCUUGGAUCCUGCAGAGUACAACUAUAGAAUCUUGACGGGACAGAUUAGUGACAUAAUCAAGGGCACUCCGUGCGAGUAGUGAGCUCACAUUCUAGCAUUAGGGUGGCACAUGCAUAUGUAAAAACCAAGCUCAAGCGUGUCGUGUUCAAUGCUUUCCGCUUUUCAGAAUUUCUAAAUGAUUAGUAGGAGAUUUCGGAUUGAUUUUAGUUUUAUAUAAGUAUGGGCCAUACUGAUGCAGUUUUUUUUUGCAUUUCAGUUGUAAUGUCAUUGUACGUGUUUUGAAAUAUAAUUUUACAUUGUA
Molecule: messenger RNA, 1803 nt
Organism: Aedes albopictus (Asian tiger mosquito)
Lineage: Eukaryota; Metazoa; Arthropoda; Insecta; Diptera; Culicidae
Product: protein yellow
Exons: 4
Coding region: 298-1581 (427 amino acids)
Cellular component (GO): extracellular region
Source: RefSeq, a predicted model, not a curated record